AUGUUUCCACGAGUGAUUGACAAUUUAACAGUAAUUAGUGGAUUGAAGAAUAAUUCAUCGGAUGCCAUUCGGAGAGUCAUUGGGAGUGAUAGAGAAAUGUUUGAUAGACUUGAUCCUGAAACUUUGCAAAUAAUUAAACACGAUUUGGAAGCACAAAAAUCAUCAAUCUAUUCCUCGUCAAGUAAAGGCAAUAAUGGACAAGAAUUUGAUAGGGAAAUUAUGUCCACUAAUGAUGAUAUUAAUCAACAACAACAAUGGAAGAGAAAUUCAGCUCUUGAUAAUGAAAUUAAAAAACAAGAAUCAUUCAAUCAGAGGAUUUCGGAAAUUGCCAAUAGCAAUAUAGUCAAUUUGGAGGAAAAAGCAAGUGGAAAGAAAGGAAAGGGAUUAUUGGAUGAAUUUCUAGUAGAUCCUAGCGAAGAAAAUGUACUUACCACAAGAAGAGCCAAAUCUACUCUCAAUGUUUCAACAUCAAGUGCUGAAAAUGUUUUUGAUCUGUAUGCAAGAGCCUUACCAGAAUUGAGAGCAGAGCUCAGACAAAAAGGAUUAAAGCAAGUGGGAUUUAUUAAAUUCAAUAAGGAUAGUAAUAAGGCGGUGGAAAAUUUGAGAUUGACUUCAAAAGAAAAUUUUAAACAUGAUGCUUUUAAUCCUCUUGCUUUGGAAGAUCCAUCUUUGAGAGUUUUGGCACCAAAACAAUGGAAAGGAAGUUUACCGUCACCUGCCAAGGAUGAUAUUAUUCAAUCAGCGAUCAAUGGUUUAAAAACACAUUUCGAGCUCAAUAAUAAUUUUCUAGUUCAAGGAGAUCCAAUAUCCUAUGACUUUAUGGUGUCUCAGGAAAAUACAGAAUCAAAAGCUUUAGAUACACUCACCAUUCAGCUUGUAAUUACCCUAACCCAUGCUGAUACCUCUAGAACAUUGACUCAAACAAAGAAAAUUUUCAAAUUCAAUGAAGAUUCACCAUUCGAGAUUGUAAAACCUUUACAAACUUUGAAUCUGAAUACCAAAUAUAUGGAUUUAGGAAGUUAUCAGUUAUUUGCACAAGUAUUUCUAUUCCUUCCAAACAGUACUCAUUCAUCAAUUCUGUCCUCUCAUGGUCCUUUUGAUAUUUUCUUGACAAGAUAGGCAUUAUAGUGGUUUUUCAGCAUUGCAAUAGUAUUAUUGUAUUAUACUAUUGCUCUUUUAGAAUUUGGAAAAGAGUGUAAAGCUUAGAGUUGACUGGAUUAGUAUCAUGUUUUUCAAUUCCUUUUUCUAUUGGUAUGAUAGCUCCAUACUUGCUAUCAAUCAAGUGAGUCAUGAGUAGUUUCUUAUAAUUUUCCUGAUUUAACAGGUCAAGGUAGGCAUCCAUAGCCAGCUUCACCAUCUCAAAAAUAGUAUUAAAUUCAGGAUAUUCUUCUAUAAUUUCUUUUCUAUAUUGCUCUAUUGACUGUAGCAGCUCCUUUUUAAACAUGGAAAUAUCUAAAAGAUAAGAGAUGAAUUUGAGUAGUUUUUUCUCUUUUUUCAAAUUAUAAAGUAGGCUCAGAUAAAUGUGAGCUCUCUUGUUGUACAUCUCAAUAAAUCUAGAAACAUGCUUCAUGUGUCUGGCUUUGGUUUC
Molecule: messenger RNA, 1588 nt
Organism: Naegleria gruberi
Lineage: Eukaryota; Heterolobosea; Eutetramitea; Acrasida; Naegleriidae
Exons: 1
Coding region: 1-1119 (372 amino acids)
Source: RefSeq, a predicted model, not a curated record